AACCUCGUCUUCAAGAAGAAAGCAGACCUCUGGUUUCAGUUCCACUUUUUCCGAACGACAAAACCAUGGGCGACGAGCAAAACGACGCUGUUUCAUCCGAAUUCAAGCUUGUUGGAUUCGCUAACUUCGUCCGGACAAACCCUAAAUCCGAUAAGUUCAAGGUCAAGCGCUUCGACCAUAUCGAGUUCUGGUGCGGCGACGCUACUAACUCCGCUCGCCGAUUCUCAUGGGGGCUUGGCAUGCCUAUCAUCGCCAAAUCCGAUCUCUCCACCGGAAAUCUCACUCACGCCUCAUACUUAUUGCGAUCGGGCGAUCUUCGAUUCCUCUUCACCGCUCCUUAUUCCCCCACAAUCGCCGCGUCGCAGAACGUAUCCCACACUGCUACUGCCUCUAUCCCCACCUUUGAUCAUGAUGCUUGCCGUGCUUUCUCCAAUACUCACGGCCUCGCUGUUAGGGCUGUUGCGAUAGAGGUGGAAGACGCACGAGUUGCAUUCGAGACCAGUGUGGCCAACGGAGCCAGGCCUUCAUCCUCUCCGAUUGAGCUUGACGGCCGCGUCAUUCUAUCCGAGGUUCAGCUCUACGGCGACGUCGUUUUGCGCUACGUUAGCUACAAAUGUGGAGACCAUCUUUCUUCUGGGGUUUUCUUGCCCGGUUUCGAACCUAUGGAUGAAGCAUCGUCUUAUCCAGUGGAUUACGGGAUCCGGAGGCUUGAUCACGCGGUGGGAAACGUGGCGGAACUGGGUCCGGCGGUGUCGUAUGUUAAAGGAUUCACGGGAUUCCAUGAGUUCGCUGAGUUCACGGCGGAGGAUGUGGGAACGAGCGAGAGCGGGCUGAACUCCAUCGUCCUGGCUAACAAUGAUGAAAUGGUGCUGCUGCCGAUGAACGAGCCAGUUUACGGGACCAAGAGGAAAAGUCAGAUCCAAACUUAUCUGGAGCACAACGAGGGACCAGGGCUGCAGCACUUGGCGCUGGUGAGCGAGGAUAUAUUCAGGACUUUGAGGGAGAUGAGGAAGAGGAGUGCGGUGGGUGGAUUUGAGUUCAUGCCAUCGCCGCCGCCCACCUAUUACAAAAACCUCAAGAAGAGAGUUGGUGAUGUCUUGAGCGACGAGCAGAUCAAGGAGUGUGAGGAGUUGGGAAUAUUGGUUGAUCGGGAUGACCAGGGGACAUUGCUACAGAUCUUCACCAAGCCUGUGGGGGACAGGCCAACCAUAUUUAUAGAGAUAAUACAGAGAAUUGGGUGCAUGCUGAAAGAUGAGGAAGGGAAAUUAUACCAGAAGGGUGGAUGUGGAGGAUUUGGGAAAGGCAACUUUUCCGAGCUCUUCAAGUCCAUUGAGGAAUAUGAGAAGACACUUGGAGCAAAAAGGGUUUCAGAACCCGCCGCAGCAUGAGAAAACCCGGUUCGGUGUUUUCUUCUCCCUUAAAUUGAAUAACGUAUAAACUCUAUAUAUAUUAUGCUAAGAUCACUAUCAAUGACGCCGAGAAGAACUUAGAGUUCAUGGAACUCAUUUCAGAGCAAUGAAGAUAAAUAUAUACUUGUAACUCUGUUGAGCUUGUUGUAAUAUAACCAACUUAAAGAUAAAUAAACUCUGCUACAGUAUUUUAUGUUUCA
Messenger RNA from Carica papaya (papaya), 1609 nucleotides. It is a transcript of the gene PDS1, whose product is annotated as 4-hydroxyphenylpyruvate dioxygenase. Gene Ontology annotation, biological process: L-tyrosine catabolic process. The record is from RefSeq and is a predicted model, not a curated record. Gene Ontology annotation, molecular function: 4-hydroxyphenylpyruvate dioxygenase activity. NCBI's taxonomy places the organism in Eukaryota, Viridiplantae, Streptophyta, Magnoliopsida, Brassicales, Caricaceae.